This is a messenger RNA of Prorocentrum cordatum, 4473 nucleotides long. NCBI's taxonomy places the organism in Eukaryota, Dinophyceae, Prorocentrales, Prorocentraceae. The record is from the annotation of a GenBank genome assembly.
AUGGUCAACGCCACCCGCUUCUUGGGGGAGUCAGUCCUGUGGGACCUCCACGUCGAGGGAGACAAGCCCGAGCAGGAAGACCAAUGGGACGCCACUUUCCAGAUGGCUCUGCAGAUGCUGGAUCGCCUCGGCAGCAGUAUGCGACUGGCUGUCUUCGAGGAAAAUGCCGCCCUGCACGAUGUGGGCCGCGGCCUCAACCGGGCGCGUUACGCUGCAACCUACGCGCGGCUGCGCGGCAGAUUCGCGCUGGCGACCGCUGCGAACGGGCUCCAGGUGUUCGGCCUCAACGACAACGGCUGGGACCAGGGCGCGGUGUUCUUGGCCCCCGACCGCGCCUGGCUGUCGCCGUUCGGGCACGCGGACCGCAUGGUGGCGGCGGCCUCGCUGCCCCUCCUGCUGGACGCCCAGCCCGAGCCCUCCGGCACCUCGCUUCCUCGGAACCUGGACGUCGUGGCCCCGGCCCUACGAGGCCUUGGCGGAGGUGGCCCUCAGGGUCGUCAACUUCGACGGCGCCCUCGCGCACGAGCUGCCCGCCCUGCUGCCCGAGGGGCUCGCCUGCGACUCAGUGGUUAUGGAGCAGCUGCAAGCACCACCUGGGCUCGACGCAGGGGCGGUCAACCCGCCGUCCGACAUGGCGAGGGUCUCGCCCAUGCGGAUCAAGGGCGACGACAACUGGACGUUCCCGCCCAUGUCGCUGACGACCGUGAGGUGGGCAGGGUGUCGCCGCUCCCACCCGCCACUGGUUGCUCGGCCCGCCGCGGUCUUGGUCUGAGCCUCUGCCUCCGGAGCGGGAACACCAACGACCUCUACGUCGGUGAGGUGAGCGCUGGACCCUGCCGUGACGGAUGCCUGAUAGCAUUCAGCCUGCGACACUUUCUGCCCUCCGAGCUGCGUGUUUCCCACAGUUGGCUGGACGGCAGACUCCAAGGGAUCCGACUACGAAGAGCGGGCCCCAGAGAACGAGACGUCUACAUCCUGAACGGCUACGCCCCCCUGAAUGAGGUUAGCCACGCCGUGACGGGUACCGAUCACCAUGAGAAAGUUGCAGCCCAUCGAGAGUUUCAGAAUAAAUAUUGGAAUCAAUGCCGAGCCGCCCUGCAACAAAUCCCCCGCCGCACUGCCCUGGUUGUCACCAUGGACGCCAACGCCGCCAUGUCGCCGAACCCCCCCCACGUUGGCUUCGCGGGCCAGCGCCGCAUGUACGCCGCCACCAACUACAACGGCAUGCGCCUGCUGGACCUCCUGCAGACGUUCCACAUGACCGCCCUCAACACGUUCGGCAGGAUGAACCGCCAGAACGGGACAUGGAAGCACACCACAGGCCCUGGAUGGACCACCAUCGAUUACAUCUGCACCAGGCUCCACGGUUCCUAUGGCAAGCGGGCGGCCCCGCUGAAGAAGUUACCUGUCAGCCUCAGUGGUUACCGCGACCAUCGCCCAGUUCAGGCUCAGAUCUACGUCGGCCUUCGAGCACGCCGCCGACCUGAAGAGAAGCCCGCCCGCUGGGACCGAGACGCCCUAGUACAAGACCUCAACCUUCUCCGUGACCCCGAUGCCGAACUCCCCCAACGCCUAGUGGAUAUGCGAUCGAAAUUUGUGACACUCCUUGACCAACGGCUGCUGUCUGGACAGUGGCCUGAUGAAUGCGGAGACGAACGCAGAUACGCCACCCCGUCAGACUACUUCAACGCCUUGGAGCACACGUUGAUCGAGGUAGCGGCCCCAUACUACAUUCUACAGCCCCAGAAGUUGACCCGCCCCAAGCUGAAGGACUCCACCCUGGCCUUGAUCGACCGCAAGCAUCGCAUCCAGCGCAGAAUGGCCAGCAUGACCAAUCAGGAGUCCGACAGCUACGCUGCCAUGCAGGCCGAGUUCGACACAGCAUAUCGUGAAGCCGCCAGAGCAGUUCGAGCCGAACGCCGCCAACGACUGGCCGACACAGCCACGGAAGCGGAGACGGCCGACGCGAACCAGAACCUGCGGAAGCUCCACAGCGUCAUCCGCCGCCUCGCCCCGAAGCCUGCCGCACCCACGGUCACGGUCAACAACCCCGAGUCUGGAGGCCUCUGCAUGGACGACGCUGAAGAAGCCGACGUUCGAGUACGGGCCCUGUGCAGCAUCUUCGAGGGCUCGAUGAUAGACAUGCUGAUAGACACGGAGACCGACCUCCCCGACCAGGACACGCAUGACGGGUCCAUCAUCGAACUUUGGAAGCUGCUGGCGACCGAAGCCACGCCGGCGCUCCAUGGAGUUUUCAACGCAUGCCAGGCCCUUGGACACUCUGUCCAGCGCUUUAAAGACGGAGAAACGGUUUCACUACGGAAACCCAAGGGAGAUGGUAAGAACGCGAAAGACCAUUACCGCACCAUCAAUUUGAUCAACCACAUCGGGAAGGUGUUCAUGAACGUCACAGUCAUGCCGUCACUGCGCGGUUUGGCCUCAAGAUUCUCCAGCUCGCAGUUCGGUGCCCUGGCAGGCCGCUCUACUCGUGAUGCCCUGGCGGUCGUAGCCGAAGUGGUCCGACGAUACAGACUUCAUGGCCGCACCUCCCGCCUCGGCAAGACAGCGAUCCCAGGCGUGCUCCUCGCGGUGCUCAUUGACCUCGAGAAGGCGUUUGACCUGGUCGACCGCGAUGAGAUCUGGAAUGCCCUAGAGCGCCUCUCCCUCAGGCGCAACGUGAGAUGGUCGGUCGAGGAGCUCCAUGAAGGCACAUGCUACAUCGCCAGAGAUAUUCGGACCAACCGCCCCAUCAAGAAGCUGCUCAUCUCCCGUGGCGUCCGCCAGGGGAGCGUGGAGGGACCCCUAUUGUUCAUCGCCGUCUACGACCUGCUCACCGCCAACUUAGAGCAGAGCCACGCCAUGUCAGAAUUCACCGUGGUCUCUGUAGUGUUCGACCCGACGUUGGAAAAAACUCGUCACCUCCACCUCCCCCCAGGAAAUGAUGGGGAAGAAUGCUUACCAGUAUCGCCCAUAAAGUUCGUUGAUGACUUGAUCGCGUUCACCAUUGUCGAGGAUUUCGAAACGAUCUCGAGGUUCCUGUCAUUUCUGAAGAAUGAAAUCACGAAGGGGAAGAUGAAAAAACAGCAGGACCCCCAGGAGAACGGCGCCCAGGAGAACCCAGACGAGGCCCCCGAGGAGCUCUUGGCCCAGGAGAACCCAGACGAGGCCCCCGAGGACCCGAAGUAUGACCCCACGAAGUUAGUCCGUGCGGUGGUUUUUGGUCGAUUCAAUUUCGAGGGCCCCAAGCAUAAGGAGAUUAAUUCGCUCUUGGGAGUUCUUCUGGACGACCUCAUACACCUCUGGAGGACCUUCACCCCCGAGGCCCAGCAGCAAGCCAGGGACACCCACGGCCUGAAUGAGGAGCUCCCGAACCCGUCUCGCCCGUGGCUUCGCUGGUUGUGUUGCGUCCCCAGGGCCCGACUCAAAGGUGUGCGAAGCACAACUACUGAUGACGAAGAGAAGAUAGCCGCGGGAAUCGCCCCUCCACCUGAUGCCCUGCUACCUUGCCCGAUAUGUUCCAGGAUGUGCCAGGGCCCCAAGGGCCUCGACAACCACAUGUUUUCGGUCCACAAGAAGUACGCCAACCCCACGGACUUAACAGAUGACCAGCUCAGGUCCCUGAAGUGCCCUCGGUGCGCCACUAAGUUCAGCAGAAAGGACACCCUCCCUCUGCGAGUCGGGCACCUGAGCCACCCGCUCCUGGACCUCCCGAGCCUACACCACCCGACGAUGUUCGUGCCGAUCGCGGAGGUCCAGGGAGGCGUCAAGAGGCAGGAGCCCGAGGCUCAGGACAGCACCACAGCGUCCAGCGAGUCGACGCCGAACGGCAAGCUCACGAACCUGAUGUGCCGCCUCCUCCUCCAACACGAAGCAGCCCACCAGGCCGACGCGAGGGACGACAACUUCACACUCACCCUCAAAGUCGGCACCAAGAUCGAGAUGGCACUGGAAAACGGCCUGCAGAACUACAUAGCGACUGGCAAAUCCGCCCGCGAGGGCGACAACUUCAAGGGCCACCCGCUCGGAAAAAAGCCAGACGCACUCUUGAGGUCGGUGAUCUUCCGCAUGGCCGAAGCCUACGAGAACAGCUCCCAGCCCGUGCAGGAAGCCGUGAAGAAUGGGACCAACCCCGAGAAGGCCCUCGGCGCGCUGGAGGUGCUCCAGCGCUGGGGUUCGAUCGCCAAGGACACGGAGAUCAUGGCGCGCGCGACGCGGUGCUUCAAGGUGAAGCUGGCCGAGGGCGACGUGGAGCAGGUGCGCUGGAUCUGGGCCGUCAAUUACCAUCCCGAGCUCAAGCUCGCGCUGUCCACCCUCAGGGACAAGGGCGGGCUCAAGGCGGCAGGAAUCCUCCUAGGCCACGACUACGGUCAGAGGUCCAAGUCGAUCAGCGCGGGGUGUGGGAUGACCAACAUGCUGUGCAACAGGUUCCAAGGGUGGAGCGUGUUCGUGCCUGGGAAGUUGCUCGUCCUUUAG